Molecule: messenger RNA, 1958 nt
Organism: Drosophila eugracilis
Lineage: Eukaryota; Metazoa; Arthropoda; Insecta; Diptera; Drosophilidae
Gene: loopin-1
Product: cytosol aminopeptidase
Exons: 1
Coding region: 203-1786 (527 amino acids)
Biological process (GO): proteolysis
Cellular component (GO): cytoplasm
Molecular function (GO): metalloaminopeptidase activity; manganese ion binding
Source: RefSeq, a predicted model, not a curated record
AAAGUUCAGUUUUACUUGGCUUAUCGUACGGGUUACAGAUGAGCUGGCAAUAGAAACACCAUACAAAAUUCUAAGUAAUACAAAAAAAUUGUGGAAAAGCUACGCGUGACUUAAAUUUUGUGUGUGAGACCUUAUUAAUUAAUUGUAAAAAAUAUACGUCGUUAGGCAAAAUUCUCAGUGUUCCUUGAAUUGAUAUUGAAGAAUGCCGUCAUAUAAAGAUAUGUUUUUGGUGCGCGCCGGACUGCGGUUGAUGGCCAAGAAAAAUCUUGGGAAGACUGAGGCUGUGGCGUAUCGCGGGUAUGCUACCUCUUGCAAGAAACCCAAGGGUGUGGUUGUCGGAGUUUACGAGAAAGAUGGCGACAAACCACCAAAGACCACAGCAAAUGCCGUGAGCUUGGACGAUGCUUUGGGUGGCAAACUGUUGACCCUGAUCCGUGAACGUGGAAUGGAUGGUACGGCUGGUAAGGGGCUGCUCUUCAGCGGCUUUGAGGGAGAUUACCAGGCGGUGGCCGUCGUUGGAGUUGGCAAACAGGGAGCUUCCUAUAAUGAGAAUGAGGAAUUGGACGAGGGCAUGGAGAAUGUCCGAGUGGCGGCCGGCACUGGAGCUAGAGCCCUGCAGCUGCAGGGAAUGUACGAGGUUCAUGUAGACGCCAUGGACUAUCCGGAACAGGCGGCCGAGGGUGCCGCUUUGGCUGUAUGGCGGUACAAUGCCAACAAGAGGAAGAAGAACCGCAUACAGACCCCCAAACUGGACAUGUAUGGCAAGGGCGAUAGGGAUGCCUGGGUGCGAGGUUUAUUCAAGGCCGAAUCCCAGAAUCUGGCCAGACGUUUGUCCGAUACUCCAGCCAACAUGAUGACGCCCUCGAUUUUCGCCCAGGCCGCCGUGGAUGCUCUGUGCCCUUGCGGAGUCUCUGUGGAGGUCCGCUCCAUGGACUGGAUUGAGGAUAUGAACCUAAACUCCUUCCUGAUGAUCGCCAAGGGAUCCUGUGAACCACCUCUUCUCCUGGAGUGCAGCUACUGCGGAACUUCUCCCGAAGAUCGUCCCAUCUUGCUGCUUGGUCAAGGCUUGACUUUCCACAGUGGCGGUCUGUGCCUGAAGCCCAAGAAGGGAAUGGAUCGCUACCGUGGCGCCAUGGCCGGUGCUGCCGUGUGCGUGGGAGUCCUCCGUGCCGCCGCUGCACUUUCGCUGCCCAUGAAUAUUACGGCCGUAAUGCCGUUGUGCGAACACAUGCCUUCUGGUAUGGCGGUGAAGUGCGGUGAUGUGGUGACCCUGCUCAAUGGUACCACCAUGGGCAUCAAGAACGUGGACAAGGCUCCGGUGGUACAACUGGCUGAUCCCCUGCUCUAUGCCCAGGCCACUUUCAAGCCCAAACUGGUCAUCGAUAUUGGAACAGUGGCCAUGGGUGUCAAUUAUGCCGUUGGUGGCGGAGCCAGUGGCUUGUGGACCACCUCGAAGUCGGUGUGGCAGAACUUCCGGAAGUCUGGAGGACUAACUGGCGAUCGUAUCUGGCGUUUCCCAUUGUUCAAAUACUACAAGCAGAUUGUCAACAAGAACAUUACCUAUGACCUUUGCAAUACUGGAAGGGGUCCUGCCAGUUCCUGCUUGGCUGCCGCCAUCCUGCACUCCCUGGUUCCCUGUGUGGAUUGGGCCCAUCUGGACAUCCGUGGCACUGGCAUGCUAACCAAGAUCAAUCCCAGGCCCUACCUUCUCAAGGACUCGAUGACUGGUCGUCCGACGCGCACUGUUAUCCAGUUCAUGUACCAGAUGGCCUGCUCCGGCCAGUAGAAUUCCUUUUGCCCUGUUGACACCUUGUUUGUGAGCCUACGUCCUGGGCCAAGAAUUUGAUAUUUCUUUAUUUGGUACAGUGUUUGCACUUGAUUUGAAUCUCUGGCCUGGAGAGUAUUGAACGUAAAUGUGCGCUUUAAUAUCAUUAACAAUAAAUUGUCAAAAUACAAAA